AUGGCGUCUCACGAGAAAGCGGUCGGUGUUCAGCUGGCGGUGCAAAAAGCCAAAAAGAAGAUUUGUAACCUCCAGCUACAGCUGCUGCACCAAAAUCCGGACAGUGCAAAAUUGGCAAAAUGGACGCCAAGCAAAGAACUCCGAGACACACUUGUGGACAUGUACACAGAUAACCCUAAAGUGAACGAGGAACUACGACAGCGACUUCCUUCUAACCAACGCCCAGUGAAUCCACACAGCAGUGUGGAACCAUCCGUCUUCCAGCUUCCCUUGGAGACUCCCCACUCUAGCAUCGUCCCCUUUCCCGCCCAGGGGAAGACAUCUUGCCUGGUGCCCUCCAGAAAGUCAGGUGUAGUAAACAUGGAGACAGACUUUUCAGACCUGGCUACUGAGACCUGCGAAGGACCGCUGCUUCCAACAGGGGAAUGUCUUGUCAGCAGUCAUCGGGAUGUCGGGAUUGGUCACACGGUAACUGGCGUUCAAGCCCAGGAUGAAGACAAGAAGGUGUCAUUGUUACUCAGAGAAUUGGAUGCACUGAGAGAUAUUAACAUGAAGCUGCUGGACCAGCUGAGCCUGAAGGAAGAAGAGCUACAUAAAAAGGAGCUGGAGAUGAUGGCCGAAACAUUGGAGUUCAAAGCCUGGGAGAAACCUUCGGAGUUCCUGGACGAAUUGUUGAGUGCUCGCAAGAACCGAGAUGAGGCUAUGAUGUCACGAGUCCUGUUAGCCAAUCAGGAGCGAGAUGAAGCUUUAAGCCGCGUCGCUCGACUGCAGCAGGCUGCUGAGUGUGACCCGAUUGACACAUCGUUCGGCGACAGCGACUCGGAAAUGGAGGAAAUUCUUCAGCGCGUUUGCAACUCUGCCUGUGCGCAAGAAGUGGCUCGGUUGGGUUCGGUCCUGGUGGAACGCGUGCGCUCAGAGGCAAGGCGCCGCCGCGACAUCACUACACAGGAGAUGAAGGCCGUCAUGGAUGAGCGUGACGGCUCACUCGCUAAGUGUCGACGCCUGCAACAGGAAGUCAUGCAGGAGAGAGAGCAGAGGGUGAACAAGGAAGAGCUGAUUAAACUUCAGCGAGAACGAGACGCAGCCGUGGACGACAGGAAGCGGCUGGAGGCGGAGCUACAGUUGCUGCGAGCUAAUUACAGGUAGGAAAAUUGUUUAACCCAUAGGGGGCGCCUUAGAACAGCUCCGCUUGCCUUGUCUUUUAGUUCUGAGGACCUGGUGAAGGCUCCUCCCCCUAUGGACGGGCCAGCCCCACCCCUUCUAUCUCAGCUCCGGCAGCUCACUGAGGACAAGCGUGAAGUGGAGGCGGAGCUUCUGCGUUGCCGGGAGGCGGAGCGAGACGCCAGAGAGAGAGUGCAUAGGUUGGAACGUCUGGUGGAAGUUUUACGGAAAAAAGUGGGCACAGGUAGCCUGCGCGCCGUCGUCUGA
Molecule: messenger RNA, 1428 nt
Organism: Nerophis lumbriciformis (worm pipefish)
Lineage: Eukaryota; Metazoa; Chordata; Actinopteri; Syngnathiformes; Syngnathidae
Source: RefSeq, a predicted model, not a curated record